Messenger RNA from Gordionus sp. m RMFG-2023, 492 nucleotides. Its product is annotated as N-fatty-acyl-amino acid synthase/hydrolase PM20D1.2-like. NCBI's taxonomy places the organism in Eukaryota, Metazoa, Nematomorpha, Gordioida, Chordodea, Parachordodidae. Gene Ontology annotation, molecular function: hydrolase activity, acting on carbon-nitrogen (but not peptide) bonds, in linear amides. The coding region runs from base 1 to 492 and encodes 163 amino acids. Gene Ontology annotation, biological process: amino acid metabolic process. The record is from RefSeq and is a predicted model, not a curated record. The transcript has 3 exons.
AUGAGUUUCAAUGGCGGAAUAAAAAGUAACGUGAUACCCAUUUACGCAGAAGCCAAUAUUAAUCACAGAAUUCACCCUCUGCAAGAUCCAAAAGAGAUUUUAGAAUUUGAUGAUCAAACCAUAGGAGAUUCAAGGGUUAAAAUAGUUUCAGAUGAAAUUCCUAUACGUAGUCCUAUUUCCGAUUACGACACCAAAGCUUUCAAAAUAAUCGAAGCGACUAUCUUGGGAAUAUUCAAUGAAACUAUAGUUGUACCAGCCAUUUUAAUGGCCAGCACAGACUCCAAACAUUUUUCCGGAAUCGUAGAUAACAUAUACAGAUUCUCUCCUCUAACAAUGACUGUAGAUGAUUUGCCGAGAGUACACGGUGUCAACGAGAGAAUUUCCGUGGCCGAUUUUCAUAACUGCAUAAAAUUUUAUUAUGACUUGAUCGAACAGGUAUCGGGAUUCGUAAAAGUUCCAAAAGAUUCAAAAAGAAGAGAGAAAAUAAAAUAA